UAAAAAUCAGUAUAUAUUUCGAAUUUUUAUAUUCAUUUGAGAAUUAAGAAAUAAGUGAACAAUUACCAAUUUGUCACCAAGAUGUUGGGAUAUUUUGUACUUUCAGUUCUACUUGCAACCGUUAAUGCGGAUCCAAUUCGUGAAUUCGUUGGUAUAAAUCCCUUCACGCCAAAUGGACGUAUAGUCGGUGGGAAUCCAACAACAAUUGAAGAAGUCCCCUAUCAGGUAUCGCUGCAAGCCUAUGGUUUUAGUUUUUGUGGUGGCAGUAUUAUUUCCGAAAAUUGGAUCCUAACAGCUGGACAUUGUACAAAAUAUCCCAGUCAAUGGAUUAAUGUGAGAACGGGCAGUACAAAUUUCAAUUCAGGCGGCACUCUACAUCCAGUUGAGAAAAUAAUUCAACACGAGAAAUUUAAGACAAAUAAAUAUGGAAUUCCCGAGAAUGAUGUGGCUUUGAUUCAAUUGAAAACCCCAUUGGAAUUGGGAACAACACGCAAGCCAAUACCACUUUUCGAUCAAGGUGAGGAGGCUGUUGAGGGUUCAUUGGCAACAAUAACCGGAUGGGGAACAGUGAAACAAGGUGGGAAAGUUUCUGAAAUUCUUCGAACAGUCGAUAUUCCUGUUGUUUCAAAGGGAGUCUGUUCUGAGUCUUAUAAGCGAUUUGGAGGAAUUCCGGAGGGUCAAAUUUGUGCCGCCUAUCCACAAGGUGGAAAGGACGCAUGUCAAGGUGAUUCAGGUGGUCCAAUGAUCAUUGGUGGCAAAUUAGCUGGUAUUGUUUCAUGGGGCAAUGGUUGUGCUCUGAAGGGAUAUCCAGGUGUUUACACUGAAAUUGCAUCCUAUAAGGAUUGGAUCGUUAAGAAUGCUGGUCUUUAAGGGGGAAAUUGAGACCAGUGGAGGAGGUUUUAUAUUUUUAAAAUAAUUUUAUUUGAAUUAAUAUUUGUAAAAAAUGAAUUAAAAAGAAAAAUAGAAUAAAAAUGAAAUGUAAAAUAAUAUAUAAAAGAAAA
Molecule: messenger RNA, 1001 nt
Organism: Leptopilina heterotoma
Lineage: Eukaryota; Metazoa; Arthropoda; Insecta; Hymenoptera; Figitidae
Product: trypsin-1-like
Exons: 2
Coding region: 82-870 (262 amino acids)
Biological process (GO): proteolysis
Molecular function (GO): serine-type endopeptidase activity
Source: RefSeq, a predicted model, not a curated record